Molecule: messenger RNA, 3399 nt
Organism: Octopus bimaculoides (California two-spot octopus)
Lineage: Eukaryota; Metazoa; Mollusca; Cephalopoda; Octopoda; Octopodidae
Product: minichromosome maintenance domain-containing protein 2
Biological process (GO): double-strand break repair via break-induced replication
Cellular component (GO): nucleus
Molecular function (GO): single-stranded DNA helicase activity; ATP binding; DNA binding
Source: RefSeq, a predicted model, not a curated record
UUCCUUUAUUCCGUCAAUGGGGUGCUACGGGUUUAUUACUAGAAUAUGAAGAUAUGUUUCCAUACCAAAAUGACCUCAAAGAAUUGGCUGCCAAACAUGCAUACAGCAAAGAUGAUAUACAAAGAAUACAACAAUUGGCAGAACAAAAUAACUUGGAAGUAAUUCCUUUGGUUCAAACAUUUGGUCAUUUUGAGAUGUUUUAGACACAGUAAAACUGAUGAUUGACCAAAUUCUCUCAUUGCAUCCUCGCAGUCACCGUUUCCAUAUUGGAGCCGAUGAGGUUUAUCACAUAGGGUUCUGUGAGCGGUGCAAGAAGACAAUGGCUUCAGAGAACUUAACAAACCAACAGAUGUUCUUUGUUCAUAUUGAGAAAGUUGUGAAAUAUGUGAAAUUGUGUAAUAUGUGUAAAUGCAAUCAUCUGACUGUUCUCAUGUGGGAUGAUAUGAGGUUUUGUGAACUGGCUCUUCUUAAAGAAUCUAAACUAGGUGAUCUUGUGGAACCAAUGGUAUGGCACUAUGUAACACAAUUCGUCCUACCUAAUGAUAUUUGGGACCGUUAUUCCAAAGUAUUUCCAAACAUUUGGUUCGCAAGUUCUUUCAAAGGUGCUACCAGUUCUUCUGCCUACUUGACGAAUAUUAUGUAUCAUGCCGAAAUAGCUUGUGAUAUUGCUUUGAUUCCUGAAAACAAGCAAUAUUCUUUCUCAAUAAGUGAACGUUUUCAAGUGUGCAGAGCAGUCGAUAUGGCCGAUAAAGUUAAUCUUCUAACAGCUGUCCUAUGUUACAUGGACAAUCACGGUAUUCUAAAUACUGUGAAGAACGUUUGCAAGGAAUAUGAGCAAAUGGGAAAUUGUACAUUUUAUUCGUUCGUCGUUGAAAUUGAUUCUAUAGAAUUUCUUAAUGAAAACCCAUUUCUUGGAAAUCUGCUUUUGAAUUCUCCUCGUGAAGCUACGCUGCUAUUUCAAGAGAUUUUAUAUUAUUAUAUUACACUUAUUAAGCUUCUUAGUGAAGACAUAAAACUUAAUCAAAUUUCAGUUGUAAUACGUUUGAUAUCUAUUCCUAAUAUUGCUGGUGUUUACGUCAUAAGAACAUUCUGUGACCUUCUUGCAAUGCCUGCGAAAAACCGAAUGAUAACUUUGCAGGGUGUCGUUAUGGGAAUGACGGCUUUGUCAAAGUAUACCCACCACACCAUAUAUGCAUGUCCAAUCACAGAAUGCCCUGGAUCUUCCAGUAAAGAAUACAUAAGAACGCAUAUUCCUGGUGCCACAGAAGCUGAGAUAAUUCGGAACAAUUUUUGCUGCUUUUAUUGUGGGUCGAUUUUAGAGGAAGUAAAACCAUGUCGAUAUUUAGCUGAUAAGAUUAUUGCUGAAGUCAUUCCUUCCUGGGCAUUUAUGGACUCUAAAAGUUUCCGGCAUCAAGCCAUUCUUGUCUACAUCAGAGGAGACUUAAUCAAAAAAGUUGGUCUGGGAAAAGAACAUCAGUUUUUUGGGAUUGUCAGACGUGAUUACCAAGACAGUGAAAUAUUAGUUACCAUUGAGGCAAAUAACAUUACAAACAUUCCUUAUGACCUUUUUGCUCGUCAUUUUAAAUGCUUACCAAACAGUCUUUGGGACAUAUUUCAAAAUACAUCAGAAACACCAUGGAGGUUUGCUUCUAGUCUGGCAUUUUACUUUGCUGAUAAAAUUGUACCUCCAGGAAGUUUCUGGGUGUUAAAAUUAGCCAUUCUUUUAAACCUUGUAUGCAGUGGAAAUGAGAACACUGAUCCUUUACAUCUUCUUGUAAUUGGGGAAGAAAGCCACAUUAUAUCCAAAAUCUUGCUCUACUCUCUGAGGUUUUGUCCCCGAGCCAUCAGACAUACUGCCAAUAAUUAUUUAACAGGCAAGGUAACUGCCGAUACAUAUUGUAGCGCACCAUAUUUUGUGGAAGCUGGGUCUUUAUUAUUAGCAUCGAAUGGAGUAUGUUAUCUCGGAGAUGUUUCACAAUGUACGAAAAAUACAACUGAAAGAUUGACAUCAAUCUUGAUCGAAAAGAAAAUUAAACUUGAAGUGGGGUCAAAGUUUACCGAAGGCCUCCCACACCUCAUUGAAUACCCAUUAAAAUGCAGAAUUUGGGCUUUUGACUCAACAAACUGUAAAAUCACUGAAAAAGGUGAUGAUCUUUUAUCAAAGAGCAAUUUUGUAAGUAGAUUAGGUUAUCUGAUGGACGCUUUUAACUUUAUUGUUUUCACCAGUCCUCAUGAGAAUUAUAACAUCAUGAACCACAUUUUUGAAAGUUAUUUUGAUGACGAUCACACUGCAUCUAUUUUAGAUUCUGAUCUCCUUCAGCUUUUAACCAAUUUACGAGCACAAGAAGUCAGUCUGACUGACAAAAGCGAACACAUUUUGAAGACUUACUAUAUCGCUUCUCGAAGAGCCCGGAGCAUUUCCAUGGAUUCUUCCCUGGUUCCAGUGUCAGCUUUGCAAGUUCUUGCUCAGAUUACUCAGAGUUUUGCUAAACUGAGUCUCCGACACAAAGCUACUGUGCCUGAUGCCAUUAUGGCAAUACGACUCUAUGAAGAGGCAUUAAUGAUGAGAUUUGGAAUGUCAGUAUUUGAUGUCCAUCUCUCUCAGCAAAAUGACAGUAACGAUAUCAACACGUUUCUCCAGUCUAAUGAUGCAGCCAUGAUGAACUUCUUUGCACAGUUUAAACAAUGUUGUACCAGCUUCUCUUAAAAACUAAUCACAAACUUAUACAAGCUAUUUUUUUAUUGGUGCUUUUUGAGUGAAUACCAAGAUAUUUGCUUAGUACAUAACUUUCACACUUGGUACAUAGUACCUCAUUGUUACAUAGUUUGUUUUUUGCUGUUUUAUACUUACACACUUUUCUUAUAUUCCUCAUCAUUUUGUAUCCUCACUGUUUCAUACACUUAAUAGCCUCCUGACAUAGUACCAGACACACACACACAUAGUGCCCAUAAAUUACCUUUACAAUUUGAUACAAUAAAUAGUGGAAGUUGUAAAGAUUUGUGAACACUCUGUAUGAUAUGCAUAGGCACAUGCGCGCGCACACACACACACACACACAUGCACACAAAACAGCUUCCUUUCAUAUAUAUAUAAUUUAAACAAAUAUGAACUCAGGGUAGUCAGUGGCAUGUAUUUGAAUGGCAUAGAGAAAUACAGGUAUAUCAAAUACCAUACAACAUAAAUUCUUGAUUUAUUGAAGUUCUCUGACUCUAAAGAGUGUAUCAUGAUUACCAAAUAGCAAUGAAGACUCCUGUUGAGGAAGGGAGAUAAUCAUAAAAAUCAAGAAUUUCUCCAAAAGAGAAAGACAGACUUUACUGUCUAGUUUUAAAUAAAGAAUUAUUUAGUAAAAUAACUUUCUCAUUAUUAAGCUACUGUUUGGAACAUAAAAUUAACAUGAA